AUGGAUAUCAUGAACUCUGCAGGAAUAGUAUCAAGAUUGGCCCUCUUGGUUCUCUCUGCCUACCUCUUCAACCGCAUCUACAUCCCACCCAGCGCUGGUAAAUUCAACCUUCCCCCUCCUGGACCGUCAUUUUCUGAAAAGCGAGAGUGGUUUCAUCUACGACUCGUUGCAUAUAUUUAUCCAUCCCUCAAUAUAGGUCACGCUGCUGUCACCCUCCACGAAUGUCUUUUCAUCUUGAUGACCUAUUUCGAGUACCCCAACUCCCUCGCUGACUAUCUUCUCCUUCCGACGGGAUCGUCCGGACCUCCUGGUUGGAUAGGGAUGCUAGGAUUGCUCAUAGGUGUAUUCGGGGGCUUCUUCCGCCUCGCAUGCUACAAAGCGCUAGGUGAUGCAUUCACCUUCAAUAUCACUCAAUCGCCAAAACUCGUAACGUCAGGUCCUUAUUCCAUCGUACGCCACCCAUCUUACCUAGGCGGCAUACUCAACGGACUCGGGGUAUCAAUAUACCAUUUAUGUCCUGGAUCGUGGCUCAGAGAAAGUGGUAUACUCCAACAAGGUGUAUGGAAGAUCGCUAUAGGGGUGUGGGUUUUUACAACGGUUGUUGCGGCCCAUUUUUUGUGCGUGUUUAGGGCGGAAGAUGAGGAUCGGUUGUUGAAGAGGAUGUUUGGAGAGGAGUGGGAGGCGUGGAGGAGGGAUGUGAGGUUUAAGAUUUAUCCUGGAGUGUAUUAG
This is a messenger RNA of Marasmius oreades (fairy-ring Marasmius), 729 nucleotides long. RefSeq lists its product as uncharacterized. NCBI's taxonomy places the organism in Eukaryota, Fungi, Basidiomycota, Agaricomycetes, Agaricales, Marasmiaceae. Bases 1 to 729 code for a protein of 242 amino acids. The transcript has 2 exons. The record is from RefSeq and is a predicted model, not a curated record.